AUGAUUGACAAGAGUAGUAAUUGUGGCACAAAUGGAUCUCAUAAAUUAGACUCAUUUUACCAAUCAAACAAUUUAUCAACUUAUGGACUGUCAUAUGGUCUUAGUUGGCACCCGCAUGUCUAUGGAAAGCCUCCAAAACAACCCACUUCUUAUCUCAUCGAAGAUAUUCUGGGAAUCAAACAAAACGGUUCCAAAUCGUUAUCAUCAAAGACAUCAUCAACUAUAACAACAACAUCAUCAACAAUGACAACAACAACAACAACUACUGCUUCUUCUACAACUUUUACUACUACUACAACUUCAUCAAAAGGCAGUGAGUUGUGUCUUGAAAAUAAAAAAAUAUCAAAUAAGAAGAAUACCAAAGGAAGUAAGCGUAAAAAAGAGUCAACACGUGAAACAACACGUGAAACAACACGUGAAACAACACGUGAAACAACACGUGAAACAACACGCGAGAAAACAAAAGAAGAACUUGAGAUCGAUUCGCCCUUAGAUUUGACCACAAAUUCAUUGACAAAGACUAUAAAAAAAUCAAUUGUUGUCAAUUGCAGUCAUUCCUGUAGUGAUAAUGUCUUUGAUGCCAUUGGUUUAGACAGCAAUUCACACUCGUCAUCAUCAGUGGCCGAUUCAAACGGGUCGGUCACUAACAAAACUAAUGCUAUUGUUUUGGUCAACAAUUGUAGCGAAAAAUCAAAGAAAAAUUUGUGUCUCGAAAAUAGCAAAAUAUCAAACAACAAGAAGAAUGGCAAAGGAAUUAAACGUAAAAAAGAGUCAACACUUGAGUCAACAAAAGAAGUGCUUUCAACUGAUUUACCCCUAGAGUUGACCACAAAUUUAUCGAUAAAAACUAUAAAGAAAUCAAUUGUCAAUUCUAUACAUUCCUGUAGUGAUAAUGUCUUCGAUGACAUUGGCAUUGAUUGCAAUUUACAGUCGCCGUCAUCAGUAGGCGACUCAAAUGGGUCGGUCACUGAUAAUACCGGUGCCAACGAUUCGGGUAACAAUAGUAGUGAUAAAUCAAAGAAAAAGAAAGCGAGAACUACUUUCACCGGACGACAGAUCUUUGAACUCGAAAAACAAUUUGAAGUUAAAAAGUAUUUGUCGUCAACUGAAAGGGCAGAUAUGGCUAAGCUUUUGAAUGUCACCGAAACUCAAGUCAAAAUAUGGUUUCAGAAUCGGCGAACCAAAUGGAAGAAACAGGACGGCAUAUCCAAUACUGAAGCCGCAGAUUAUAAGGUUGGAGCAGAUAAACGACCAAAAGAGGGAUCGUCUUCUAGUAAAAGCAAAUCUAAUAAAUCCAAAAACAUUGCAAACAAUUCCAGUAAUAGUCCGAAACCUUUGCCAUUAUGUUUAUCGCCUAACAUGUCGACUGUCGGACAGUUGUCUACAAGUAGUCAAACAAGUGAUGAGACAAUUCGUAAUAUUUCUAAUAACAGUAACAGUAGUUACUGUUCGACCUCUAAGAAUGCCGGAUCAGAUCAACAAACAAAUGGUUGCAAUGCUUUUAGCAAUAGCUAUGACUUUGACAUAAAAGAUGAUAGCGAUGACAGUGACUCAAGAAGUCCCAGAUCUUUGAGAAUUGCGGAUCAAGAGUUAGACACCGAUAGAGAUAACUCAUCCGUUGCUUUUGAUGACAACGACGAUAUAAAUGAAAACAAUGGUAUCGUUGAUGACGAUGUCAACGAUAAAGAGGGUAUCAGUGCAAUAGGUGUUGACAGUCAAACAAAUAAAUUAACAUUAAAUAAACAAAAGUCUUCUAUUGCGAGCACUGGUAGUCAUAAUCGAUAUGAAAAUAAAUCAUUGAGUUUAGAGAAAAUAGAGAAUAAUGUCUUCAAUAAUAUUAUGGAUUCUUGUAAUGACAAGAAUGGAAUCAAUGGAAUUAAUGCCAAGAAUUUUGCUGAUAAAAGGAUAGACGUGUCAUAAAAAUGAUUGCAAAUCUUCAGAUAAGACAUUGUCAUCGAUUGCAGCGAUUAUUCGUGUCUUAAGUGCUGCGCUAACGCCUUAACUUAUGAAACAAAACUCAUUUACCAAAUACUCAUCGCAAUCAUUAAAUAUUAGACUAUUGAUCAACAA
Molecule: messenger RNA, 2070 nt
Organism: Oppia nitens
Lineage: Eukaryota; Metazoa; Arthropoda; Arachnida; Sarcoptiformes; Oppiidae
Product: homeobox protein 10-like
Exons: 5
Coding region: 1-1920 (639 amino acids)
Biological process (GO): cell differentiation; regulation of transcription by RNA polymerase II
Cellular component (GO): nucleus
Molecular function (GO): DNA-binding transcription factor activity, RNA polymerase II-specific; RNA polymerase II cis-regulatory region sequence-specific DNA binding
Source: RefSeq, a predicted model, not a curated record